AUGCUCUCCGUGUUGGGUAAGUCUGCGUUCCCGAUUGCCAACGCGCGCCAAGGCGUCGUUGUCGUCACCAGUCAGGCGUACAGCAGUGGCGCCGUGACGACACCAGAAUCCGCUCAUCCAGCGCCAAGAAUCAGCUCGCAAUCCGCGCAAUUCCGCAAAGGAGCUGGCGGAAGAGCUUCGUUCUCCGGAAACGUCGUCACCGUCUUCGGAGCUUCAGGAUUCUUAGGUCUUCCAGUGGUGAACCGACUUGCCAAGAAUGGUUCACAAAUCAUUAUUCCAUAUCGACAAGACCCGUAUUACAUGAGAGAGCACAAGGUGCUCGGCGAGCUCGGACAAGUGCUCUACUUUCCAUUCGAGCUUAAGGACGAGGAGAGCAUCCGAAAAGCCGUGAGAUACUCGAACGUGGUGAUCAAUCUGAUCGGCACACGGGUGCCAACCAAAAAUUACGGCUACUACGAUGUUCAUGAGACGGGAGCGCGCAAAUUGGCGAAAAUCUGCAAGGAGAUGGGCGUCGAGAAGUUCAUCCAUUUGUCGGCUCUCGGAGCAACACCAGACCCGCCGAAAGGCCAUUUUGUGAGCAAGAGCGAAUUUUUGCGAUCCAAGGGACUUGGAGAAAUCGCGGUGCGUGAAGAGUUCCCGGAAGCCACCAUCAUUCGUCCAUCGGUGAUUUAUGGCGAACUCGACGGAUUCAUUCAGUAUUAUGUGUCGAGAUGGCGAAAAACACCGCUUGAUCAUGUGUACUUGUACAAAAAAGGCGAGCAGACGUACAAGAUGCCAAUUUGGGUUGGUGACGUCGCGCAUGGAAUCAGCAACGUUGUGAACGAUCCGACCGCGAAAGGCCACAUCUAUGAGUUUGUUGGUCCGCAUUGCUAUCAGCUCUCGGAGCUCAUUGAUUUCAUGUACAAGAAGGCGCACUGCCUCCCCGAUUUCGGAUUUAGAUACAAGCGUCACGGACUCCCUGACCCAUAUUUCAUGGCGUUGACAUUGGCAACCGAGUUUUACGGCAAAAUUUUCAAAUGCAAAGUGCCGCUCAACCGCGAAUGGAUGGAGUUUAUUGAGGUUCAAAAUGAUGUGCUUACUGGUGAGCGAACACUCGCCGAUUUGGGCGUUCGCCGAUUGACCGAGUUUGAGUAUGCCGGCGGACAGCAGGCGUUCUAUCGCUCGUUCCAUCGAUACUUUGAGGAGCAGUACGGAGAGCUCCCGCAACCGCCGCUUCCACUUCGUUCGCCGCCAUUGACGAAGAAGAACCUGACCAGUCAAGUACGAUCGGAAUCCGCCAAAAACGUGGCAUUCAAUUAA
Messenger RNA from Caenorhabditis bovis, 1299 nucleotides. The record is from the annotation of a GenBank genome assembly. NCBI's taxonomy places the organism in Eukaryota, Metazoa, Nematoda, Chromadorea, Rhabditida, Rhabditidae.